CUUCCGUUUUUGACGAAAACGAUGAAACCAGCAAACAGAGCCCCGCGUAGGAGACGAGUGCAGGUCGUGGGGGAGAACGCGAAAUCUCUCCGCUUUUGCCUUUAUAACUCUCUCCGCCCCCGUCCGUCGAUCAUGUCACUUCAUUCGAUUCUGUUCACAUUCGCUUUUUUUUCCGUGCGGUACUCGAUUCGCCUAGGAAUCUCCAACCAUGUCUUCGGUAAGAAGAUUCAAGAAGAUUCACUUUUUAUUCAUAAGGAGGAGGGACGGACAUUGCCAAAAUUCGGGGAGUGGGACGUGAAUGAUCCGGCCUCAGCCGAUGGAUUCACUGUCAUAUUCAACAAGGCUAGAGAGGAGAAGAAGGGUGGAGGACCAGCUGAGAGUGUGACGUCGCAGAGGAAGUACGAUGAUUCCUGUAAAGAAAACGAUAAACACAGAUACUCCAUUAAGAGGAAGUGGUUUUGCUGUGGUUGAAUCGGACUUUUUGCGAAGGCGGAGGUUAGCCAACAAUUAGAAAGGAUACAGUACAACCGUGUUGUAGGUGACUGCUAUACGUAGUCAUUCAUAUCAGAGUGAUGAUUGAUUAGCAGUAAUUUUCUCUCUGCAGCUUUUUUCUUUCCUCUUUAAAUUAUGUCUUUUAGUGAGGAGACAUGUGUACAGAUUGGUGUCAUAUAAUGAUAAUCAGUUGAGCAUAUUUAUGGAAA
Messenger RNA from Syzygium oleosum, 701 nucleotides. Its product is annotated as protein NOI4-like. Lineage: Eukaryota; Viridiplantae; Streptophyta; Magnoliopsida; Myrtales; Myrtaceae. The transcript is spliced from 3 exons. The record is from RefSeq and is a predicted model, not a curated record. The coding region runs from base 22 to 471 and encodes 149 amino acids.